This is a messenger RNA of Aspergillus oryzae RIB40, 651 nucleotides long. Its product is annotated as ankyrin repeat domain-containing protein. The transcript has 3 exons. The coding region runs from base 1 to 651 and encodes 216 amino acids. The record is from RefSeq and is a predicted model, not a curated record. Gene Ontology annotation, molecular function: protein binding. NCBI's taxonomy places the organism in Eukaryota, Fungi, Ascomycota, Eurotiomycetes, Eurotiales, Aspergillaceae.
AUGCCUCACUAUCAUAUUCAACACAGAACAACGGCCUUAACUCUUGCUUCUAAGCGUCGUUGUACGGACAUAGUCAAGCUACUUCUGAAGACCCGAUUUGAUGUCUCAGCACGACUACAGGGGAAAUCUGCGAUACAGCUAGUUGCAAGAUACGACUACGCAGAGGUGAUAGCUUUGCUUCUGGAUGCCGGGGCAGAAGUGGGUUUGUCUGAUCUUCUGGAUGUGACAUGCAGCGGCUCUACAGCAGCGGUUCAUCUUGCAGUCCGCCAUGAUCAUCCAGAGAUCGGGUACACACCCAUGGCAUUUGCAAUUGGACUCAAUCAAGAGAAGUGCAUCAAGUACGGCGCUAACAUCGAAUUUGUAUCCCUGAACUGGACAGAACGUCGUGAAAAUUCACUGUGGUGUGCGAUUGACUACAAUAAGGCCCAUCUGAUACCUUUGCUUUUUCAGCAUCGUUCAAACAUAGAAGCGGAAGCUUACGAGUGCAAGAGGCUCCUUCACCGGGCAGCUAUGCAGGGAAACGUUGCAGCGCUUGAAACUCUCCUCACUUCUGGCGCUAAAAAAAAUGCCAGAUAUGCAUGGGAACAAGCAGCCCUGCAUCAUGCAGCCCUAGAAGGUGCCACUGUUGCAAUACUUACGCUCCUGCGGUAG